Molecule: messenger RNA, 1413 nt
Organism: Aspergillus costaricaensis CBS 115574
Lineage: Eukaryota; Fungi; Ascomycota; Eurotiomycetes; Eurotiales; Aspergillaceae
Product: FAD-dependent oxidoreductase
Exons: 4
Coding region: 1-1413 (470 amino acids)
Molecular function (GO): FAD binding
Source: RefSeq, a predicted model, not a curated record
AUGGCUCUCAGACCGUGCAAGGUCAUUAUCGCGGGCGGCGGUGUCGCCGGACUCUCUCUGGCACUUAUGCUGGAGAAGCAUGGCAUUGACUAUCUACUUCUAGAAGCAUACCCCCAAGUCUUGGCUACUGUUGGCGCGGGUAUCGCUCUCGCUCCUAAUGGUCUCCGCAUCAUUGAACAGUUGGGGUGCUAUGAGGAUCUGCAGAAGUGUUCGGAGGGUGCGGACCAAGUUCACUUUCGCAAGCCUGAUGGAGAGACGCUCUGGGGGCUGGAUGAAGGAUUGGCUGAGACGUGUAUUGCGAAGUGGGUCCCUCUUGCUUGCUUGGUCACUCAAUCGCAUGGGUAUACCUAUAUGUGGAUGGACAGGAAGUCUCUCCUGGAGGUUUUGUACAACAACAUUGCGGACAAAUCGAAGGUUUUGCCUGGCAAGCGUGUAGCUAGUGUCAUGCAUACCGACAAUAGUGUUGAUGUCGUCACAACUGAUGGGUCAACGUACUCUGCCGAUAUCAUCGUUGGAACAGACGGCACCCAUUCCAAGCUGAGGCAGGAAAUGGUUAGAUACGCCGAAGACCUAGGGCUCAGCGAGGAUUAUGCAGAAGAAGACAAGGUCGCUGCAAGUUAUAGCUGUCUCUUUGGAAUGUCUGAUCCCGUCCCAGGCUUCCCUAGUCGCUCACUUGAAUUUGUGACAAAUGAAGGCUUCUCAUAUGUGCUGGGUGCUGGUCCUGCUGGGCGCGUCUAUUGGUUCCUGAUGGAGAAGAUGAAGCAGACAUACUACGGUGCCGACAUCCCUCGAUUCAGUGAAGAAGACAAGCAGCGCACUCUUCAAGAGCAUUGGAAUGACCAGGUCACGCCAAAUGUUCGCCUGUCCGAUCUCUACAAGCGUCAGUUGAGCACGAUAUAUACACCAAUGCCAGAGUUCGUCUACAAGAAAUGGCACCUGGGAAGGAUCAUUACUAUUGGAGACGCUUGCCACAAGUUGGCGGGAUCGGUACAGGUCCUCCCUAUUACCGCGCAAGGGGGUAAUCAGGCUUUGGAAAGCGCCGCGGCCGUGGUGAAUGGCUUGAUGACAGCGUUGUCGCAGGCCUCGGGCUCAGGCCCGCUCUCUCAGUCGGAGAUUCAGUUAAUGUUUGAGCGAGUGCAGAACAUUCGCGAGCCGCGCACAUUUAGUAUCAUCGAAACAACACACAAACGACAGAGAUUGGACACAAUGGAUACCCCGGAGCUGAAGGAGUUUCUGCUUACUAAGUAUGCAGGGCUGAUGCCAGGGGAGUUGUGGAAACGAUGGGCUCAUACAUUUACCCCGGCCGUGUCUUUGGAUAUGCUCGAUCUGCCUGCUAGACCGAAGAGUGUUCCCUUUGACGAUGAGGCCUUGAGAAAUAAGGAUAGCAACAAAGCUCUGGAGGCGCACCUGUAG